Molecule: messenger RNA, 204 nt
Organism: Blepharisma stoltei
Lineage: Eukaryota; Ciliophora; Heterotrichea; Heterotrichida; Blepharismidae
Source: the annotation of a GenBank genome assembly
AUGGGUGAAUGUUGUUCGGCUUUUUGCAAAGGGAUUGCAAUUUGCUGCAAAUAUACUUAUAAUGGAGUCGUUUACACCAAAGACAAAAUAAAAGACUGUUGUUCAUGCUGGUGAUACCCUUUAAAAGAGAGAUGUUGUGCGUGCUGUGAUUGUUGUGACAGAUAUUAUAAUCCCUAUAAAGAUGAAUCUUAUUCGACAAUAUAA